This is a messenger RNA of Fonsecaea erecta, 1749 nucleotides long. RefSeq lists its product as hypothetical. Lineage: Eukaryota; Fungi; Ascomycota; Eurotiomycetes; Chaetothyriales; Herpotrichiellaceae. Bases 1 to 1749 code for a protein of 582 amino acids. The record is from RefSeq and is a predicted model, not a curated record. Gene Ontology annotation, cellular component: membrane. Gene Ontology annotation, molecular function: L-amino acid transmembrane transporter activity. The transcript is spliced from 5 exons. Gene Ontology annotation, biological process: amino acid transmembrane transport.
AUGGAACGCUAUCCAGAAAUGGAAAACGACGACGCGGUGGAUGACCGUCCGAUGUUCACAGCCGAAGAACUGGAAAAGAUCGCACAAGCCAGACAACAGCCGAACUCGGUGGUGACGACCCGUCCACCCUCCCUGGGUUAUACUUCGAUUGCUUGUAUCAUCGUCAACCGGAUGGUGGGCACGGGAAUAUUCAGGACACCCACCACAGUCGCCCACGGCACCCACUCCGUGGGCUACAGCCUCGUCUUCUGGGCUGCCGGGGCCAUCGUCGCCGUCGCCGGGGUUUUGGUCUUUGCAGAAUUCGGCAUGACGGUCCCCCGAUUGCCCGUCGAGGAUGAGACCGAGAAACAGUCGGUGCCUCGAAACGGAGGCGAGAAGAACUAUCUCGAAUACAUGGUCAAGCGCCCCCUCUACCUCGCCACCUGCAUCUACGGCAUCCCCUUCAUCUGCCUGGGCACCGCAGCCGGCAACGCCAUCAUCUUCGCCGAGAACAUCAUGCUGGCGUCGGGCAAGGAGGCCAUGAACGGCUCGGUGCGGGGCAUCGCCAUCGGCGUUGUGACGUUCGCCUGUCUGCUGCACGCCAUAUCACGGACGGGAGGUGUGUGGCUCAACAACUUCUUUGGCACGGUCAAGUUCUUGAUGCUUUUGGUGUUGUUCGUCCUCGGCGUGGUGUACGCCGGCGGCGGCCUGGGCGGGAAUGACGAGACUGCGGCGGAUAACUUGAGCGUGCACCACUCCUUUGCUGGCGCCGCGACGUCGUCGUACGGCUACGCCGAGGCGUUUUUGGGUAUCAUCUUUGCGAUUGGGGGGUUCAACCAGGCCAACUACGUCCUGGGCGACAUUGACGAUCCCAAAAAGAAGUUCAAGCACACGGCCGUCACCACGGUCAGCGUCGUCAGCCUCCUGUACAUUUUGAUCAACAUCUCCUAUAUGCUGGUCGUGCCCGCCUCGGUCCUCUUCAGUCGCGCCGACGACACCGUGGCCCGGCCCUUCUUCCAACGCAUCUUCGGGGAAGAAGCUGCCGACAAGGCCCUUUGUGGAUUCCUCGCGUUCUCGAGCUUCGGCAAUAUCAUCGUGCAGACCUUCACGGCGGCACGGGUGAAACAGGAGAUCGCCAAAGAGGGCAUUCUGCCGUGGGCCAGGUUCUUCGCCAACAACUACUCGCUGUGGCCGCGGCACCGGCGUAACAACAACAACGACAACAGCAACAACAACACAGAAAGGUCCGACGACACCCCCGCCGGCGCGCUGAUCCUGCACCUCGUCUUCGCCGUGCUGCUGAUCGCCCUGACCGUGCCGGAGCACAACCCCAACGACGCCUACCGCACCAUGGUCAACCUAUACUCGUUCACGAUCGACGCGCUGUUCGGGUUCCUCGUGGGCCUGAGCCUGCUGGUGCUGCGCCUGCGGCCGGGAUUCCACUGGGCGAGCAAGUCCAAGUCGAACGCGUGGGUGAGCCUGUCGGCGGCGCUGAUCUUCACCGUCGCCAACGCGUUUCCCCUGGUGGCCGUCUGGAUCCCGCCUUCGGGCGACACGGGCAUCACCCAGCCGGUCAAGUGGUUCUUGACCGGCACCAUCGGCAUGGGCCUGAUCGGGUUUUCCGUGCUGUACUGGCUCGUCUUCUCCUUCGUCGUGCCGCGCCUCAAGGGCAAGCAACUCGAGGUGGAGCGCGAGGAGAUUUUGGACGACGGCAACGGGUACUGGAUCAUGUGGCACGAAAUUGUCCGCUUCAAUUGGCGGGUGGCAUGA